This is a messenger RNA of Lytechinus variegatus (green sea urchin), 2721 nucleotides long. RefSeq lists its product as uncharacterized. The record is from RefSeq and is a predicted model, not a curated record. Lineage: Eukaryota; Metazoa; Echinodermata; Echinoidea; Temnopleuroida; Toxopneustidae. The coding region runs from base 571 to 2721 and encodes 716 amino acids. Gene Ontology annotation, biological process: signal transduction. The transcript has 6 exons. Gene Ontology annotation, molecular function: protein binding.
GAAUUCGAAACAUGUUCUCAGCCUGGUUACGUCGGGAACAAUGGCUCCUCGGGUCAUACCAAAAGCCCAGAUCACAUCGCUCAGGAUGGGUCUCACUGUGCUGAUGGUCGUACACUUGCAACACAUCCAACAUGUCCAACCAAGAAGAGAUCCACUCCUGUCCGUGAUCCUUCUGACACCAAACCUACCAAGCCAUGUGACCUAGACGAGUUGGACCUGAGAUACAUAACUAUUCAUCGCGCAUCACAUGCUAACCUCCACAAUUCAACUCAAAUACGUGAACAAGACCAAGGUUGUGGCUCAUCAGAGGUAUAUUCACAAGUAGCUACACACUUCGCUGGCCAUCAAGAUGGCGGCAAGCAGGACAAGGAGAUAUCGAACCCUUUUACCUCUGAGAUAGAUAACCAAUCUUUACCUGUUUCUCAACUGGAUAAAUCUAACAACGCUGAACACACACUGUGCCCGAGGGAGAUCGCAGAGCUUUGUGGAGCACUAAUAUCUUCAGUCAGUAGAUCACGUUUACCUAGCAGUGGAUCAGAUGAAACACAAAGGAAUUCAUUCUUAUCUGGUAUGACCAACUUGCUCCUCCUGAGGUCCGGUGACGUGGAGAAAAAUCCUGGUCCAAAUACCCAGCCUGGGAAUCUAACUGAGUUCGAACUCCAUCUCCUUGCUGACGGUAUGGAUCCAUCAGACUUCAGGAAGGUUGGACUAGCUUUAGGAUUCACUGAGGCUCAACUAAUUCGAUUCAAGGAAGACAACAUUGGGAACAUAAUGCAAGCUACCUAUAAGAUGCUUUAUGAAUGGCUGAAGACAGUACGAGAUAGUGAGGCGAGGGAGACACUGUCCAACAAGUUAAAACACAUCGGUCUGGUACAGCUUGCCGACAGUGUACAGAAAGGUAAGGCCGGAGAUCACAUACCAUCCAUGACGGAAGAUGAAUUCCAACGGGUCAUCAAAGAGGUCAAGAAAUAUUCGGCCAUUCACCACUGUCAAAUUCAAGCCGAUCCACUGAACAGCGACCUUCUACUUGAAUUUAAUCGGAUUUUCACGAAUUUGACUUUGAUGGAAGAAGAUAAGGGAACAAAGCGUAAGAGACCGUUACUCUACGAAGACCUACUAAAGACCAAGGUAAACGGGGUCUUUCCUCAUCGCUUGUUGGUUGAAGGUGAAGGUGGUGUGGGGAAGACAACUCUCUGUGCAAAGAUCGUUUGGGACUGGAUACAUGGAGCAGGUUACCAAGAUUUCAAACUGGUACUUCUCGUCCUCCUUCGUGAAGUAAAGGAUAAGACUAUUGGAGAGAUUAUAAAGUCCUACCUCCCAGACGACAAUGCGGUUACAGCCAUGCAGCUAAACAAGUAUGUCUUUUCCCAUCAGACAGACGUCCUUCUCGUUCUGGACGGUUUUGACGAGUUUGCUGGCGAUCUUGAUAGCUGUUACCAAAUCGCCCUUUUCAUCCUGAAUAGGCUAUUCAAGUCAGGGAAAGUACUAAUCACAUCAAGACGAUGGAGAUCAGAUGAGAUACGGAAGAUUCAAGAGCUUAGAAAGCUGUAUGCUUUCAUUGCCGUGGAAGGUUUCUCUGAUGAAAAUCUAUCUUCCUACGUCACCAAGUUCUUCCAUCCAGACACAUCUUCGGCUGAAGAUUUGAAUCGAUUUAUAUCAAAUAACGAUGUGAUCAGAGAGAACAUGGCUCCAUACCCCAUAUACACAGCUAUGCUGUGUAUCAUGUGGAAAGAAUUCGAUGGAGCUCGUCGCAUAGCAAUGUCGAAAUUACAAACAUUUUCUCAGCUCAUUAAUGAGAUGGUCCAAUUCUUGGUCGAUCAUUACCUCUCAAAGCUCGGUCUGUCCGCAAUAGACACGAAAUGGCGUGUACAGCGUGCAGAAAUACUUCUCCAUCUAUCCAACAUCGGUUGUCUUGCCUUCCAGGGGCUCAUGGAAAGGCGAUUGGUGUUCACUGAACAAGAGUUCAAGAGCUGGCCCGGGUGUGUGACAAUAGGUUGUCAAGUUGGAGUACUCACUAAACAAGCACCGAUCCUUCAGAGGAGAAGCAGAAUGUAUCACGCACAUUCCGCAGACUCAUCUGUGCAGUUUCCCCAUAAGCUGUUUCAGGAGUAUCUAUCGGGGAUGUAUCUCGCAUCUCUUCACAACUCAAACAGAAGCGAGUACGACAGGUUGAUGGAAGAUAUAGUCGGAAAUGCACGUGAAUUCCGCGAGCUUCUGUACUUCACUUCGGCCCAACAGAAGGAGGUCGGAUUGGACAUCAUAACUCAUCUCAUAGCGUCAACACGGUCAGUGGGAUAUGGGCGUACCGAUGAUGACUACAUUGUUGAUGUAGCAUAUGAGAGUCAAGACCAAACAGUGGCCAGAGCUGUGGCAGAUCAUCUAUCGACUUCAUCCAGCAACACACUUGAGAUCAGGGAAGAGAUGCAGGGCCACACGGUUUCAGGACAUAUCUUCAUCAUGAAUCAUCGUAAAGUGGAAAAACUGGUAAUUGAAAAGCCAUGUGGACGGACUGCUUCAGAGGACCUGGCUGACUUCAUGUGCUCCUCAAACACCCUGAGAUCUGUGACGAUCGAUAUCCCUGUCUACCGUGAGAAUACACAUAUGCAUGAUGUGUUCUACUCGGUGCUUGCUCGGAACGCCACUGAUACGGCAGCUAAAGGGAGCUUUCAACAACAAGGUUUGCCUUCCAGUAGGUUUCAAUUUGAUACCAUUCUCUGUUGA